AUGUGCGAGGCCGCGACCGUAGCAAAACUUAACCAGCCACAACAACAGCCUAAAUCGGCACGGAGCUCGGCUAAACGUAACCGCUCACAGGAUGUGAGUGGACGCGAGGGCAAAAGGAGCAAAUACUCCUCAGCCCAGGGGGCUGAGGACCCUUCAACUAGUGUGACAGCUGCGGCCGCGAGGCGGCUUACAUGGAAGGGCGGUGUUACCCGCUUGGGAUGCUAUUGGGGGUGGCUAUCGGGUAUGGUCGUCAGACACCUCAUAGACAAUAAAGGACCAGCACCUCUCUUCGACUCGGGUGAAAUCUGUCGAGGUUGUAGGGUUAUAAAAUGUGCCAAUCAGUACUCGAAGGAGUUUCUGGAGAAGAGCCUUGCUACGGUUAGCAACACCUGGGAAGGGCUUUCGCUAAAGCUCAUCUCUGCCUCAGAAAUUCCUAGACGACCACGAGUUAGAAUUUGGUUGCCGAAAAUGGAGCUGAACAGUUCGGAAAUUGUACAGUGUCUCAAGCUACAAAAUCCUGAGGUUCCUAUGGAAGACUGGUCUGCCAUCAAAGUAGAGGAGCCUCAGCAACACAGCUCCGCCAUAUUACUGCUGAUUAACAACGAGUCGCUGGAGGCACUCGGAAAUCAGCAGUUUAAACUUCGCUUUGGCCUCAGGCUGGCCAAAGUGAAGGUCUUCCCCGCCUCUGUUGCCCUGGAUGAUGACUUGGAGAGAUUGGGGGACGACACUAAGAAACUGCUCGACGAUGUGCGGUUGUCUGGGACGGACGCAGAUUCUGAACAGGGGGAGCAAUCGUAA
Molecule: messenger RNA, 798 nt
Organism: Anastrepha ludens (Mexican fruit fly)
Lineage: Eukaryota; Metazoa; Arthropoda; Insecta; Diptera; Tephritidae
Exons: 2
Coding region: 1-798 (265 amino acids)
Source: RefSeq, a predicted model, not a curated record